AUGACUAGUGUUUUACGUGGAGUAAUUCCACGAUUACCAAAAGUUAUACCUAGAAAUAUAGUGAAUUUUUCAACGAGUUCAAUACUUAGAAACAAGGUCGUAAAAGCACAACCAAAAACAUAUGAAGAAGAAAAAGUUAUAAUUGAUGAAAUGAAUUUGAAAUUACCAGAAGAUGAUUUGGCUGCAAGUAAAAGAAUGAGAAACAUUGGUAUCUCAGCUCAUAUAGAUUCAGGUAAAACAACUUUUACUGAACGUGUUUUAUUCUAUACUGGUAGAAUUAAAGCAAUUCAUGAAGUUAGAGGUAAAGAUUCGGUAGGGGCAAAAAUGGAUCAUAUGGAUUUAGAAAGAGAAAAAGGUAUUACUAUUCAAUCAGCUGCAACAUAUUGUUCAUGGGAAAAAGAUAAUAAAGAUUAUCAUUUUAAUUUAAUUGAUACUCCAGGUCAUAUUGAUUUUACAAUUGAAGUUGAAAGAGCUUUAAGAGUUUUAGAUGGUGCUGUUUUAGUUGUUUGUGCGGUUGCUGGUGUCCAAUCACAAACUGUUACUGUUGAUAGACAAAUGAAACGUUAUAAUAUUCCAAGAGUUACGUUUAUUAAUAAAAUGGAUAGAAUGGGAUCAAAUCCAUGGAGAGCUAUUGAACAAAUUAAUCAAAAAUUAAAAAUGCCAGCUGCUGCAAUUCAAGUACCAAUUGGUGCAGAAGAAAACUUGAAAGGUGUUGUUAAUAUUAUUGAUAGAGUUGCAUCAUAUAAUGAAGGUUCACAGGGUGAAAUAAUUAGAUCAGCAGAAAUUCCUGAAGAUUUAAAAGAAUUAGUUGAAGAAAAAAGAGCUUUACUUAUAGAGACUUUGGCUGAUGUAGAUGAACAAAUGGCUGAUAUUUAUUUGGAAGGUGAAGAACCAACUGUUGAACAAAUAAAAAACGCAAUUAGAAGAAGCACAAUUGGUAGAAAAUUCACACCUGUUUUAAUGGGUUCAGCUUUAGCUAAUAAAGGUGUUCAAUCUGUUUUAGAUUCUGUUGUUGAUUAUUUACCCCAACCAAAUGAAAUUUUAAAUACCGGUUUAGAAUUGAAUAAAUCUACAGGUAAAGAAUCUCCAAUUAAUUUGAUUCCAUCAAGUGUCGAACCAUUUGUUGGUUUAGCGUUCAAAUUAGAAGAAGGUCCUUAUGGCCAAUUAACUUAUAUCAGAGUUUAUCAAGGUAAAUUGAAAAAAGGUGCUUACAUGACACAUGUUAAAUCAGGUAAAAAAGUUAAAGUUUCAAGAUUAGUAAGAAUGCAUUCAAAUGAUAUGGAAGAUGUUUCUGAAGUUGGAGCAGGUGAAAUUUGUGCUACUUUUGGUAUUGAUUGUGCUUCUGGCGAUACAUUUAUUGGUCAAGGUACAAGUCAAGAAAUUACAAUGUCAUCAAUGUUCGUUCCUGAAGCAGUUAUUUCAUUAUCCAUUCAACCAAAAAGUAAAGACAAUGGUGCAUUUUCAAAAGCAAUGAAUAGAUUUCAAAAAGAAGACCCAACAUUUAGAGUACAUUUUGAUUCAGAAUCUAAAGAGACAAUUAUUUCAGGUAUGGGAGAAUUACAUUUGGAAAUUUAUGUUGAAAGAAUUAAAAGAGAAUAUGGUGUUGAAUGUAUCACCGGAAAACCACAAGUUUCAUAUAGAGAAACCAUAACCUCACCUACAUCAUUUGAUUACACACAUAAAAAACAAUCUGGUGGCUCAGGUCAAUACGCUAAAGUUAUGGGUGAAUUUAAACCAAAUGAACCUGAAAAUGAAAACAAAUUCGAAACAGCAAUUGUAGGUGGUAAAAUUCCAGAAAAAUUCUUAUUUGCAUGUCAAAAAGGUUUUGAUGAUUCAUUGGAAAAAGGUCCUUUAAUUGGUCACAAAGUUUUAGGUGUUAGUAUGUUGAUUAAUGAUGGUCAAACUCACGUUGUCGAUUCUUCAGAAUUUUCAUUUAGAACUGCUACACAAGGUGCUUUUAGGCAAGCUUUCUUAAAUGCAAAUCCAGUUAUUUUGGAACCAAUUAUGACAGUUGAAGUUACUGCACCAAAUGAAUUUCAAGGUUCUGUUGUUGGAUUAGUUAAUAAAUUAGGUGGUAUGAUUAAUGAUACAGUAAAUGGACCAGAUGAUUUUACUAUUAAUGCAGAAUGUUCGUUAAAUUCAAUGUUUGGUUUUUCAACUUCAUUAAGAGCAUCAACACAAGGUAAAGGUGAAUUUUCUUUAGAAUUCUUGAAGUAUGCCCCAACUUCACCUCAAUUGCAAAAACAAUUAAUAACGGAACAUGAAAAAGCUCAAAAGGCUAAAUAG
Insectozyma verbasci is the source of this 2286-nucleotide messenger RNA. Lineage: Eukaryota; Fungi; Ascomycota; Pichiomycetes; Serinales; Debaryomycetaceae. The record is from the annotation of a GenBank genome assembly.